Molecule: messenger RNA, 911 nt
Organism: Porites lobata
Lineage: Eukaryota; Metazoa; Cnidaria; Anthozoa; Scleractinia; Poritidae
Source: the annotation of a GenBank genome assembly
AUGUCUCUUGCUCCAAAGAUCGACGAAGUGAAAUGUGUGAUUUCGGAUGUAAACCCUGAUUUAGCGUUUUUCACUUGGCUAAGAGACUCUAUCAGCGAAAACCAUCUCCACAUCCCAUGGUACAAUUUCACUGCAAGGAACCGUACUACUGACCAUCACGGUGGAGUCGGCUUUUAUAUUAAAACAACGUCAAGUUCAAGUCUCUGGACUAUUUACAAGAUCCUGAUUUUGAAACAAUGUGAACAUGGCUGUCAACGACAUGGCUAAGCUUAACCAUCUAGAGACAACUCUAACAUCAAUUGGAGGCAAGAGAGAAUGAUCUGAGGGAUCGAAUCCCUCACACACGACCCUCUUUCCAUGAAAAUUAUUUUCAACUUUUUUUGGUUCUGCGUCAUACUGCGUGGUUAUUUUAAGGACUCCACCUCAUUGGUCUGUUAGAAUGGCGUCAUGUAAUUUUUAACUUGACGGGGAAUUCAUUUCACUGCCGAUCACGCACAGCAAGCGAUGUGAGAUGUGAGCUUGGUUAUUACUUUCGUCGACAAGUUAGAAGAUUUCUACGAGGAAAAAUCUGGCCAAAGUAGCUGCGAACGAGCUAAACGGUCUUGGCUUGCGGAAAUCGCCGGAAAAAGCGGUCAGGUUCCGACAUGACGAAAAUUGUCCAUUGUGGUCUUCGCUAUAACACUAUAUAUUAAACAACCUCGAGUAUACAGUUGUAAGCGACAACUGUCUCUUCCAGGGACGUCCACGCAACGUUUGGAUCUAAACGUGGACACGUAACGAGAAAUACGUUCUAAAUGGGUUCUAACAUGACAGUUUUGGUCGCCAAACAUUUGAAUCUUGGACGCGUUAGACGAAUGUAAUCUAGGCAAGUGCAAUGUAGGCUCGCCGGUCACUAUAAAGACAUGACAGAA